Messenger RNA from Dissoconium aciculare CBS 342.82, 768 nucleotides. RefSeq lists its product as uncharacterized. The record is from RefSeq and is a predicted model, not a curated record. The transcript is spliced from 2 exons. NCBI's taxonomy places the organism in Eukaryota, Fungi, Ascomycota, Dothideomycetes, Mycosphaerellales, Dissoconiaceae. The coding region runs from base 1 to 768 and encodes 255 amino acids.
AUGGCGCUCACGCAUGCCGUGCUGCUGAUUGCACUGGCAUCACAGUCAUGUGCUCAAUUUGGAGGAUUCGGGAACGGCAACAAUCCAUCUACAGCCAACGGUAACGGAAACAACAACAAUAAUGGUAUUUUCAACCUCGGCAGCAACAACGCCGAUCGCACGUUCUUCUCAUCACAAAGGACGCUCGCGAUUGCGCAUGCCGUUCUGGCGUGCCUAGUGUUUGGCUUCAUCUUUCCCGCAGGUGGUAUCGUCAUCCGCUUGACAACAUUCAAGGGAGCCUGGAUCCUCCACGGUCUUUGCCAAUUGUUCGGAUAUCUCCUCUACAUCGCGGCCGCAGCAAUGGGGAUCUACAUGGCCGUCAAUCUCGAAUUGAUGAAUCAAGCGCACGCCAUCAUCGGCAUAGUCCUCCUAAUAUCGAUUUUCAUUCAGCCCUUCACAGGCUUGCUGCACCACGCUGCAUUCAAGAAGCACUUCCGCAGAACCAUUCCAAGUUUCGUGCACGUCUGGCUCGGACGCGCUGGGAUCACACUUGGGAUCAUUAAUGGUGGCUUGGGGCUACAAUUGGCCCGUAAACUGCCUUUUGCACGGCCCAGCAGAGGUGCCAUCGUCGGAUACAGUGUCAUCGCUGGCUUCAUGUGGAUGUUGUACGUCGUCGCUGUGAUCGUCGGAGAGUCACGUCGAAGUCGAGCGGCAAAAUUGACAACUCGCGAUCCGAAAUCGUCAGGCUCAUCGCCUGCGCGGAGGAACGAGAGGGAGGUAGGCCACUAG